CUUGCUUGACUCCCAGUCUCAUCAUCUCGAUCAGCACUUGGGUGAUCUGCGCAUGCCUAGCCUGAGGCAGUGCAGCGCCUUAGCUGUUGCCAUCGACAGGCAGCUGCUCGUCCACCUCUCGGCGACGAAGAUGAAGAUCAGCAAGGCCCCGGUAGUCCUGAAGAAGGCGGUGACCAUGUGCAAGAGCAAGACCGGCGUCCUCGCCGCUAGGCUCCUCUUCCUCGCUUCGCUCCGCCGCAGGAUGGCCACCGUCGGCGUGGUCUCUCACAAGAUACACGCGCUCAUGGCGGCAGCGGACCGGGCGAAGGCGGGAGGGGACUGCCACAAGGCUGUCGUCUCGCGCAAGGUCGAGAAGACGCUUCCCGCGAUCCAUAGCGUUGAUCUUACGCAUCAAUUGGCACUGUUUUGUCAAGAGGAGGAUGGUGAUGCUGGCUUCCCUGACUGGACGCUGCACCCCAUCUUCAAUGACGAUGACAAUUGCUGUUACACGGAAGACGACGAUGAAGAUGUUGGUGAUGUGCUACUCGAUGGGUGCGAUGGCCACCACGACGAGCCCUCUGUGAUAGAUGUGAUCAGGAGCAACAUGGAAGUCCAGGGGUUGGAGCUCAACAUGGAGGAUGAGAUCGACCAAGCUGCCGAUAUGUUCAUCAGGAGGUUCCGGGAGCGGAUGAGCAAGAGCAUUUAGUCACCUGCUUGUGUUUCAUCUAUACCUGAUUGCACGAAUGUGUGCCGCUGACUACUUGACAGUAGAUGUCGCGAGGGAGAAUGUUAGAUUGACACCGUAGCAUAUAGUAGGGGGCACUAAACUAGUACACGGGUCUGAACAUGUUCGCCCUACUAGAUCUUUUCCGGGCACCCACAAUUUUUUUUUUUGAGAAAUAGUAACGUGUAGUAUAGUAGAAUCAUGUAAGGGGUAGCAGAUAUUUAAACAUAUUUUUU
Triticum aestivum (bread wheat) is the source of this 939-nucleotide messenger RNA. RefSeq lists its product as uncharacterized. The record is from RefSeq and is a predicted model, not a curated record. The coding region runs from base 53 to 685 and encodes 210 amino acids. Lineage: Eukaryota; Viridiplantae; Streptophyta; Magnoliopsida; Poales; Poaceae. The transcript has a single exon.